Messenger RNA from Cannabis sativa, 1800 nucleotides. Its product is annotated as serine/threonine-protein phosphatase PP1 isozyme 4. Gene Ontology annotation, cellular component: cytoplasm; nucleus. Lineage: Eukaryota; Viridiplantae; Streptophyta; Magnoliopsida; Rosales; Cannabaceae. Gene Ontology annotation, molecular function: protein serine/threonine phosphatase activity. The record is from RefSeq and is a predicted model, not a curated record. The transcript has 3 exons. Bases 424 to 1362 code for a protein of 312 amino acids.
AAAUUAAUAGUGAAAAUUGAGGCCAUUUCAAAAUGGACUCUAGAAAUACACGUGCUGCUAACGACGUCGUCUCGUCACAAAUGAGUUUAGGGACAUAGGACUUUGCGGCCGUCUCCUCUCCGACUUCCUCUCUCUCCAAUCCAACCAAGUUCUUCUUCCUUCCUUUAUCAAAAUAAAACUAAUAUUUCCCUUUCCCACCAUUUUUUCUCCCGAGAAAAUAAAAUUACUUAUUUUCCCUAGAAAAUAAAAUAUAUAUAAUCGACGUUGUCUAUCGGCCUAUGUAGCUCCAAACAUGGCAAAGCCUCAAUAACAAUCUACAGAAAUAAGAAAAGAAAGAAACCCCCUUUGAAUCUUUAUCAUCUUUGAUUUUUAUAUUUCUAGGGUUUUUUAUUCUCAACAUAUCUUCUUAUAAUAGUUAUAGUAAUGUCCUCGCAAGUGCAGUCGGGGAUGGACCCUGCCGUCCUCGACGAUAUAAUCAAACGGCUAACGGAGGUUCGAUCAGCUAGACCCGGUAAGCAGGUUCAACUUUCCGAGUCCGAAAUCAAGCAACUUUCUGUUGCAUCUAGAGAAAUUUUCCUCCGCCAGCCUAAUUUGCUUGAGCUUGAAGCCCCUAUCAAAAUUUGCGGUGACAUCCAUGGUCAGUACAGUGAUCUGCUAAGGCUUUUUGAGUAUGGCGGUUUUCCUCCAAAUGCCAAUUAUCUAUUUCUAGGUGACUAUGUUGAUCGUGGCAAGCAGAGUUUGGAAACAAUAUGCCUUUUGCUUGCUUUUAAGAUUAAGUAUCCAGAGAACUUUUUUCUUCUUAGAGGAAACCAUGAGUGUGCUUCUAUUAAUCGGAUAUAUGGAUUUUAUGAUGAGUGUAAGCGUCGAUUUAAUGUGAGACUCUGGAAGGCGUUCACUGACUGUUUCAACUGUCUUCCAGUGGCAGCUCUUAUUGACGACAAGAUAUUAUGCAUGCAUGGGGGUCUGUCCCCUGAUUUGACACAUUUAGAUCAGAUAAGGAGCUUAACUCGACCAACUGCUAUUCCUGACACUGGCUUGCUUUGUGACUUGCUUUGGUCGGAUCCCGGUAGAGAUGUUAAGGGAUGGGGAAUGAAUGACAGAGGAGUCUCAUACACCUUUGGUUCAGAUAAGGUGGGAGAAUUCUUACAGCAGCAUGAUUUGGACCUUGUCUGUCGUGCUCAUCAGGUUGUGGAGGAUGGGUAUGAAUUUUUUGCUGACAGGCAACUUGUAACAAUAUUUUCAGCCCCAAACUACUGUGGUGAAUUUGACAAUGCUGGUGCAAUGAUGAUUGUUGAUGAAAACUUAAUGUGCUCUUUCCAGAUUCUUAAGCCUGCAGAGAAGAAAGCUAAGUUCUUGAUGUGAACAAAGAUGUAAAUUGAGCUCAAAGUUGCUCCAAGACAGAUGAUUAUUAGUCCCCUUAAUCUCUUUGAUUGAAAAAAGGUGUAAUGUCUUUUGUUAGCAUGUUAGUUUAGUAUAUCCUUACAUAUUUAUUAAUUUUCUUCUUCAAGCAGGCACAUUUCAAAUGUUUCUUGGAGAAAGUGGAUGGUAAGAAAGGUGACCAGAGCUUCAAUGUCUGUUAUAUACUCUUGAGGAAAUCAAGUUUAUACUUUAGGUCUUACAACUUUGGUCUGGACUAUUUGUACUCGUUUAAGGAGUCAGCAGAAACACAGAGGGGAUAAUCUUCUGCUGUUUUUUUUUCUUUUUUUUUUACCUCUACUUCACAGUUAUUUUGCUACAGAUGUGUAGAUAUUUCUCAAAAAAAUUCAUAGUUAUUCCAGUGUCAAUUGUUAGCCAAGAAAA